Messenger RNA from Sipha flava (yellow sugarcane aphid), 1830 nucleotides. Its product is annotated as putative fatty acyl-CoA reductase CG5065. The coding region runs from base 190 to 1698 and encodes 502 amino acids. The transcript has 9 exons. Gene Ontology annotation, cellular component: peroxisome. Gene Ontology annotation, biological process: long-chain fatty-acyl-CoA metabolic process. Gene Ontology annotation, molecular function: alcohol-forming very long-chain fatty acyl-CoA reductase (NADP+) activity. The record is from RefSeq and is a predicted model, not a curated record. NCBI's taxonomy places the organism in Eukaryota, Metazoa, Arthropoda, Insecta, Hemiptera, Aphididae.
CAUUUACCCAUCACAUUUCAGGAUUGUUAUUAACAACUUAAUUUAUAUCUAAAAUCGUGUAAGCUAGAUUAAUUAGAUUAUCUGGAAGCCUAACGUGGUAAAAGUCAAGUUCUAAUAUAAAUUAUUUUAUUGGUCAUCGUGUAUUAUUCAUUAUAAUUAUAUUCACCAAUUUUCAUUUGAUAAAAGUCGAUGAUGGGGAUCAAAACAUUCUAUAGAGGACAAAACAUUUUCAUAACAGGUGGUACCGGAUUUAUGGGAAAAGUAUUAAUUGAAAAAUUAUUACGGUCUUGUCCGGACAUAAAAAAUAUCUACGUUCUAAUAAGACAUCGUAAAGGCUAUGACAUUACCACAAGAGUCAAUGAUAUGUUAAACUUACCACUGUUUGAAAAGAUAAAAACGGAGAAUCCUGGUGUUGCUGAAAACAAAAUCAUACCUGUAAAAGGUGACUUGAGUAAAAUUCGGCUAGGAUUAAGCGAUGACGAUUACAACAUGUUGACUGAAAAUGUAUCAAUCGUAUUUCACGUAGCUGCAACAGUUCGUUUUGAUGAUCCCAUCCACGAUGCAAUUAUAAAAAAUGUGAGAGGAACCCGUGAAGUUGUACAGUUGGCAAAACAAAUGAAAAAUAUUUUGGUGUUUUUACAUGUAUCAACAACUUACUGUAAUUGUAACAGAGUUUUUGUGGAAGAGAAAGUUUAUGAAUCUCCAAUCAGUUGGCAAGAUGCAAUUUUAAUCUCAGAAAAUUUAGAUCCAAAACUAUCUCAAACGUGUUCAAAAAAGUUUUUAGGAUCAUUUCCAAAUACAUACACUUUUACAAAGCUAUUGGCCGAGAAUAUAAUUGAUGAAGAAGUUAAAAAAAAAGAUAAUAAAAUGAAAAUGGUUAUAUUCAGACCAUCAAUAGUCAUAUCGACGAUCAAAGAACCUAUUGUCGGAUGGAUAGAUAAUGUAAACGGGCCAGUCGGUCUUAUGACAGCAUGUGGUAAAGGAAUAUCUCUUGUCACGUAUGCUGAUAAAAAUAUAACCCCGGACUUUAUGGCUGUUGAUGUGUCAAUUAAAGCAAUUAUUGUAGCCGCUUAUCACAGCGGGACGCACAACUCAUCGAUGGACAGUAAGCUUUCUGUGUACAACGGCUCGUCAUUAAAGAAAUCUGUGAGCAACAGUAUGUUGAUGGAAUUUGCAGUGAAAUAUUUUUUAUUGUACCCAUUUGAUGAAGUUUUAUGGCGACCAAGGAUACGAGUUACGAAUUCGAAAUUCAUUUAUACUUCUCUUACUAUUAUUCAACAAGUUUUGCCCGCUUUGUUAAUCAGUUUUGUGAUGAAAGUAAUUGGAAAAUCACUAAGUGUGGACUUAGUCACCUUGCAACAAAAAAUAUAUUUAGCAACAAUAGCGCUGUCGACUUUCACUUUACAGACAUGGGUGUUCACGAAUGAAAAUUUCUUAGGUCUACUUAAACACAUACCAGAUUCCGAAAAAGAAGAUUUUGAUUUCAAUUUUGAAAACAUCAAUGCAGAAGAAACGUUCAAAAAUGUGGUUAUUGGAUGCCAAAAAUAUUUAUUAAACACAAAUUCUAAAAAAACGAUGAAUGCAAAAAAAAAGAUGCAAAAAUUAAUUUGGAUGGAUCGAAUUUUAAGGACUUUAUUUUUUGCUUUACUAGCUUGGUGCUUUUUGAAGUUAAUUCUCGUUCUUUUUUUUAAUAUUUAAAAUCUACUAUAUUUUCCUCAAUUUGUUUAAUUAAGCAAAUAUAGUAGGAUUAAUACAUAAGCUUUAAAUAAAAUUUUUUUUUAAUAAUUUUAAAUUCUGCAAAUAUUUUUUAACAAAUAAAUUAUCGGUGAA